Molecule: messenger RNA, 2037 nt
Organism: Monoraphidium neglectum
Lineage: Eukaryota; Viridiplantae; Chlorophyta; Chlorophyceae; Sphaeropleales; Selenastraceae
Exons: 5
Coding region: 1-2037 (678 amino acids)
Biological process (GO): protein phosphorylation
Cellular component (GO): cytoplasm
Molecular function (GO): ATP binding; protein serine/threonine kinase activity
Source: RefSeq, a predicted model, not a curated record
AUGGAGGGAGGCGACCUUGAAGAGCGAGGCAAGGGUUCUGGAGGCGGCGUGGCGGACGCGGCCACCACCAGUGAGGCGAACGACGUCAAAUCUUGGGUGGCAGGCGGGAACAGCGUCAAGGUUGAUUUUGGUGGAGCAGCGGCCGGCGCCGCGGCAAUGAUUCGCGACAUCUACCAGGAGCUCCCGCUACAGAACGCCCUGCUGGCAGCGGUGCGUGGCGACGCGACCCCUGCAAAGCAGCUCAUGCGCAGGCACCUUGAGGCGCUGCAGUACUGUACCCUGCCGCUUUCAGCCGAGGCGCAGCGGGCGACGGCCAUCCUGGCCAGCAUGAUGCUGGACUGCUGCGCGGAGGCGAGGCGCGCCGCCGGGCCCGAGUGUCCGUGCGGCAUGGUGGAGGGCCUGCUCAGGAUGGUGGCGUCGGCCCUCCACGCUGUUCAGGGCUACUGCUCGAUGGACGCAGCAGCGGUGGAGCAGCUGGCGAGCACCCGUGGCGGUUUGCACCCCGAGGUGGAGCUGCGGCUGCGCAUGUACCUGGCUGCAAAGGGCCUGGACGGGGGCAAGGGGCUACCGCUGCUGCCGCUGCACGGAGGCGGCAACAAUGCCCUGUUGUGGUCUGGCGUGCCGUUUGUGCCGGUCUCGUCAGGGGUCCUCGGCGGCUCUGGCGUGUUCGGCUCUACGGCAGAGGUGAGCCUCCGCCUGGCCGGCGGCGCGGCGCGCUUGCUGCAGCUGGACGGCGUCAGUGGGUGUAUGAAGGUGAUCAUGCGGCGGACCGGCAAAGAAGGUCUGGUGGCGGCGGCGGGGCGCCUGGCCCGGGCAGCCGCCCUCACCAACCUGCUGGACGGCAGCAUGCCGCUCUGGAGCGUCGGCGCCGCGCCACACAUGCUCCAAGUGUUCAUGCCGUGGGGGAGGUGCACCCUCACGCAGCAGCUGCAGCGUGGCCAGCAGGUGCUGCCCUGCCUGGUGGAUGCUGGGGCGGGGCCGACUCCGCGCCGGAAUGAGGGACAGGACAGGCUGCUGGUUUGGCGCUGCGCGCCCCCAUCAGUCAGCAUGCUGGUUCAGGCCGUCGCAGGCAUGUUGGAGGGGACAGCUGAGAUCCACGAUGCCGGGAUGGUGGUCGGAGACUACAAGGCGGACAAUUGGAUGUACGUGCUGGGAACAGAUGGCAAGCAGCCGCUGACUGACAUCGUGCUCAACAACUUGUGGGUGUGUGUAUUCGCGCAGGAGACCUUGGUGGCAAGCGACAAUGACGGAGGCGCUGCACCCUUCCACAACGGCAGCCUGUUGGGACCAGCUCAAUUUUCCCACGUCAGCCCCGAGCGCGAAGCAGCUACGCCGGCCGCGAAGGGCGGGAGCCUGACCAAGGAGGAGGACGUUUGGGCUCUGGGCUGCACGGGGCUGGGACUUGCUCUUGGGAUCCAGCGCAUGAGCGCCCCGCUGCCGGUUCUGGUCAAGGCCGCAACGCCGGACGGCGCCGACGGGCCCACCCCCAGCCAGCUGAAUUGUGUCGCACGCAGCAUUCUUGGCCGGGACCUCGACGCAGACGUGUGCUGCUUCAUAUGCAGCUGCCUGUGGCGCGACCCCGGGAAGCGCCCCACAGCGCAGGAGCUGCUGGAGUCGCCACUCGUGCGCCGCGCGCACAGCGGCCCAGCCGGCAAGGGCAGGGGCGGGGGCGCAGCGGCAGCCGGCGGCGGCAGCGGUGGCGGAGGCGGUGGCGGCGGCCGUGAUGACCUGAUUGAUGCAGCGGCGUGCGAGAACGGGGCUGACAGCGCAUACACCGGCUGCUUUAUGGAUGCGGCAGUGGCGGCGAUGGCGGAGCUGCAAGCAGGGUGCUGCGCGCGAGCAGCGUCUACACCGGACAUGUGCUUCAAGGUGGAGGCCGAAAGACUGGGCAAAGCACUCAGAGUUCUGCGCUCUGAGCUCGGAGACAAGACCCCCAGGACUGGUUUGGACUGCUUUGCGUGGCAAGUCGGCCGCAAGCAGCAGCUGCAAGACACGGUGGACGAUGCGCACAAGCUGGUCUAUGUCGACCUUGAAUAG